Molecule: messenger RNA, 1473 nt
Organism: Durusdinium trenchii
Lineage: Eukaryota; Dinophyceae; Suessiales; Symbiodiniaceae
Source: the annotation of a GenBank genome assembly
CCACAAACCUCUCUAUCGAGGUGGAAGCUCGAGGCAGGUGUACACAUAUUACAAGUAAGUUCUGAGCAGAUAGUGGCAAUUACGGUUGAAGCCAUGAGCUGCUGCAGCUAUUUGAUCACUCGAGGCAACAGAACCUGGUCAUUCCAGCAUCAGAAGUGUGAGCCAUGAACAGCAUCGCGACCGUGGUUUUUGCCGCAGUGCUUGGUGCAGCAGUGGCACACCCAUCAAGCUGACCCUGCAACUUUGCUUGCAUGGCCGCGAAGCAGCCUGGUGGAGUCUUCGGUGGGAUGGGCGUUGCCAACUUCAAUAAUGGCACUGACGCCUGCGUGAUUACCACGGACAUCCCAGCCGCUGGAUACACUGGUGGACAAAACUAUACGGUGACUGUGACAUCUACUGGCACGUUUGCGCAGAAAGUGACCUGCAGCUCUGGGAUGUUUGGCGAUGACGACACGUCGAACCAGCCAACAAAGGCGCGGUCGGACUCAUACCUGGACUGCUCCAACAAGUGGUGCUCCUGCCUCUUUCGGUGCCAUGGACAGAAUCCAUCCAGUUGGGAAGAGGUCGACUGGUGGGAGCCAUUGGGGUUUAGUGAAGAAAGAGAUCUCAAGGCAUGGGUCAAGGGGGUUCAUGUUCAUCUUCCACAAGCACAAAGCUGGCUUCGUAUCAAACCUCGGUGCCCCGUUUUGGGUAUGGGGUUUAUCAAGUGAUUUGUACUCUCCAAGAUACUUUAAUACAAUGUGUCCAAGACAUGUUCUAGCUGCAAAUCUCAUUGUCACUAGAAUCUGACACCUAGAAGAUAAACACACCUUCAAGGUACCUCCUCAAGUUCAUUAACAGUGUUUCGGGAGAAGGACACGCAUUUGUUGGUAUCAUUUUGAGAAAAGUUCCUCUCAGUGAACCAUCCCGUUCCGACUCAAUGCUUUGGCAUUCAGCUUGCGCAAAACACAAACAUCAAUAUAUGAUCUAUAUGCUUGGGUGUCCUUUGUCAGACCUUGACCACUUGCAGGAUCUUGCAGGUCAAUGAACAGAGAAAGGCGAUAAUUGAUCACCUGGACGAAGAAAGUUUAAUAAGUACAGUAGGUUGCAAUUAUUAAUUCACUUGAUAUCUAGGUGUACAAUUUACAAUCUGUCAAAUAUGUUCCUUUUGGAUUGGUUGAUUUGUAAGGCCAGAUUCUCAAAGAUAUUGGGCACUAUAUAAACCAAAUAAAGUGACUUGAACACUUCCAGUGACUAACUAGACGGUGCUUGUGUUCUAGACAUUCCUAGACCAUGUACAUCAAAGGAUCUUAAUAUGUGACUCUUCUACCUACCAAAAUAUUUUCUUUGAAAUCACUGUAAAGACAUGACUGCUGUGAUUCCCUACAAAGACCCAUCCAAAAGGUCAGUGAAGGGGGUUGGGGCUCAACAUGGCUGCCCUUGCCAGCUGCCGCCUGUGGCGACUCCACGGAGAUGAAUCUUGCAGCCCAUGUG